Grammomys surdaster is the source of this 1803-nucleotide messenger RNA. RefSeq names its product ephrin type-A receptor 5. Gene Ontology annotation, biological process: axon guidance; cell surface receptor protein tyrosine kinase signaling pathway; protein phosphorylation. Gene Ontology annotation, molecular function: ATP binding; protein binding; transmembrane-ephrin receptor activity. Lineage: Eukaryota; Metazoa; Chordata; Mammalia; Rodentia; Muridae. The transcript has 8 exons. The record is from RefSeq and is a predicted model, not a curated record. Gene Ontology annotation, cellular component: membrane; neuron projection. Bases 1 to 1803 code for a protein of 600 amino acids.
AUGCGGGGCUCCGGGCCCCGCGGUGCGGGACGCCGACGGACCCAGGGCAGAGGUGGCGGCGACGACACCUCCCGCGUCCCUGCCUCUCUGGCAGGCUGCUAUUCAGCACCUCUAAAGGGUCCUCUCUGGACGUGCCUUCUCUUGUGUGCGGCGCUCCGGACCCUUUUGGCCAGCCCGAGCAACGAAGUGAAUUUAUUGGAUUCGCGCACUGUCAUGGGGGACCUUGGAUGGAUUGCUUUGCCAAAGAAUGGGUGGGAAGAGAUUGGUGAAGUUGAUGAAAACUACGCGCCCAUCCACACAUAUCAAGUGUGCAAAGUUAUGGAACAGAAUCAGAAUAAUUGGCUGUUGACCAGUUGGAUCUCUAACGAAGGUGCUUCCAGAAUCUUUAUUGAACUCAAGUUUACUCUACGGGAUUGCAAUAGCCUUCCCGGGGGACUGGGGACCUGUAAGGAGACAUUUAACAUGUAUUAUUUCGAAUCGGAUGAUGAGAAUGGGAGAAAUAUCAAGGAGAACCAGUACAUCAAGAUUGAUACCAUCGCUGCAGAUGAGAGCUUCACAGAACUUGAUCUUGGCGACCGUGUCAUGAAACUGAAUACGGAAGUCAGAGAUGUAGGACCUCUGAGCAAAAAGGGAUUUUACCUUGCUUUCCAAGAUGUGGGUGCUUGCAUUGCUCUGGUUUCUGUCCGUGUCUACUAUAAAAAAUGUCCUUCUGUAGUAAGACAUUUGGCUGUCUUCCCUGACACUAUCACUGGAGCAGAUUCUUCACAGUUGCUAGAGGUGUCAGGCUCCUGCGUCAACCAUUCUGUGACAGACGAUCCUCCCAAAAUGCAUUGCAGUGCUGAAGGGGAGUGGCUGGUUCCCAUCGGGAAAUGCAUGUGCAUGGCCGGAUACGAAGAGAAAAAUGGCACCUGUCAAGUGUGCAGACCUGGGUUCUUCAAAGCUUCUCCUCACAGCCAGACCUGCAGCAAAUGUCCACCUCACAGUUACACCCAUGAGGAAGCUUCCACCUCUUGUGUCUGUGAAAAGGAUUAUUUCAGGAGGGAAUCUGAUCCGCCCACAAUGGCAUGCACAAGACCCCCCUCAGCUCCUCGGAAUGCCAUCUCAAAUGUUAAUGAAACUAGUGUCUUUCUGGAGUGGAUUCCGCCUGCUGACACUGGUGGACGGAAAGAUGUGUCAUAUUAUAUUGCAUGCAAGAAGUGCAACUCCCAUGCAGGUGUGUGUGAGGAGUGUGGCGGUCAUGUCAGGUACAUCCCCCAGCAAAUCGGCCUGAAAAAUACCUCUGUCAUGAUGGUGGACCUACUUGCUCACACAAACUAUACCUUUGAAAUUGAGGCAGUGAAUGGAGUUUCCGACUUGAGUCCAGGCACCCGGCAGUAUGUGUCUGUAAAUGUAACCACGAAUCAAGCAGCUCCUUCUCCAGUCACCAACGUGAAAAAGGGGAAGAUUGCAAAGAACAGCAUUUCUUUGUCUUGGCAAGAGCCAGAUCGUCCCAAUGGAAUCAUCUUGGAGUAUGAAAUCAAGUACUUUGAAAAGGACCAAGAGUCCAGCUACACAAUUAUCAAGUCUAAAGAGACCACUAUUACGGCAGAGGGCCUGAAACCUGCGUCAGUGUAUGUCUUCCAAAUUCGAGCACGUACAGCAGCAGGCUACGGAGUCUUCAGUCGAAGAUUUGAGUUUGAAACCACACCUGUGUCAGUUGCAGCAUCUAAUGAUCAAAGCCAGAUCCCCAUCAUUGCAGUGUCAGUGACAGUGGGAGUCAUCUUGUUGGCGGUGAUGAUCGGCUUUCUGCUCAGUGGCAGGUAA